ACAAAAAUGAAUCGAUUGCCUCUAAGAAUCCGCAAAUUAUCGGAGUGUUUUCGAGAUAAAUCUUUGGAUCCUGUUACCGUGACUGAGCAUUCGCUAGCAUUGAUCGAUCAGCUAAAGCAUCUCAAUGCAUUCGUUCGAAUUUCCCGUACGCAGGCACUUCUUCAGGCCGAAAGUGCUAAAGACCGGUACCACAACAAUACGCCGAGGGGAGUGUUGGAUGGAGUAACAAUUGCCGUAAAGGAUAAUUUCUGUACCAAAGGCAUCCACACUACAUGUGCUUCUCGAAUGCUGGAGAGCUUCGUUCCAACUUACAAUGCAACCGUGGUGGAGAGACUGCAACAAUUGGGAGCUGUGGUUCUUGGUAAAACAAAUCUUGACCAAUUCGGCAUGGGCUCAGGAUGCAUUGAUUCCAUUUUCGGACCAACACGCAACAGUUGGAGCGAGGAGCUGGAAAAUGAUCUGUUCCGCAUAGCGGGCGGAAGUUCCGGUGGGUCCGCCGUCGCCGUUGCCGCGGGAUUAUGUUACGCAGCCCUUGGUUCGGAUACCGGGGGUUCAACAAGAAAUCCUGCGUCUUACUGUGGGGUUGUUGGUUUGAAACCGACGUACGGAUUGCUGUCCCGACAUGGCCUGAUCCCUCUAGUUAAUUCAAUGGAUGUGCCAGGCAUAAUGACUCGAACCGUUGAUGACUGUCGGUCCGUCUUGAACGCCAUAGCCGGCCCGGACGAUCGAGACUCAACGACGGUGAAAACGCAAUUUAAAACAAUACCUUCACCAGAUGGGGACAUUUCGCUUAAGGGGCUUCGCGUAGGUAUCCCGGUGGAGUACCACUGCGAUGGACUGGACAAGGAGGUGCUAGAAACGUGGACCAUAGUAGCUGACCUGCUUGAAUCCUCGGGUGCGACAGUAACAGCCGUAUCACUCCCCAACACUGCUUCAUCAAUUUUCGUCUACUCAAUCCUCAAUCAAUGCGAAGUAAGCAGUAACAUGUCACGCUAUGAUGGGAUAGAAUAUGGUCAUCGAUCACAAGAGGAUGCCAGUACGGAACAGCUGUACGCCAAAACAAGAGCGGAGGGCUUCAACAGUGUCGUGAAGAAUCGAAUUCUUUCCGGUAACUAUUUCCUUCUCCGGCAAAACUACGACAAGUAUUUCCAAAAGGCGCUUAAAGUUCGACGACUCAUAGCGGAUGACUUUGUUCAAGCGUUCAAAAGUGUCGAUGUCCUUCUCACGCCAACCACACUUACCGAUGCCCCGUUGUACAAGGAUUUUAUUCAAAGCAACAACCGUGACCAGUGUGCAGUACAGGAUUUUUGCACUCAAUCCGCCAACAUGGCCGGCAUACCGGCGCUUUCGGUUCCCGUUCGAUUGUCUUCGCGAAGACUACCGAUUAGCCUCCAGCUGAUGGGCAAUCAUUUCUCCGAAAAUGUCCUCCUGUCCGUGGCUGCUUGGAUCGAAAAGGAAGUGGACUUCAUGUCCUUCUACGAGUAA
Anopheles coustani is the source of this 1485-nucleotide messenger RNA. RefSeq names its product glutamyl-tRNA(Gln) amidotransferase subunit A, mitochondrial (gene GatA). The coding region runs from base 7 to 1485 and encodes 492 amino acids. The record is from RefSeq and is a predicted model, not a curated record. Gene Ontology annotation, cellular component: glutamyl-tRNA(Gln) amidotransferase complex; mitochondrion. Gene Ontology annotation, biological process: mitochondrial translation; glutaminyl-tRNAGln biosynthesis via transamidation. Gene Ontology annotation, molecular function: glutaminyl-tRNA synthase (glutamine-hydrolyzing) activity. NCBI's taxonomy places the organism in Eukaryota, Metazoa, Arthropoda, Insecta, Diptera, Culicidae. The transcript is spliced from 2 exons.